Molecule: messenger RNA, 1445 nt
Organism: Gilbertella persicaria
Lineage: Eukaryota; Fungi; Mucoromycota; Mucoromycetes; Mucorales; Choanephoraceae
Product: cation efflux family-domain-containing protein
Exons: 2
Coding region: 135-1445 (436 amino acids)
Biological process (GO): monoatomic cation transport; transmembrane transport
Cellular component (GO): membrane
Molecular function (GO): monoatomic cation transmembrane transporter activity
Source: RefSeq, a predicted model, not a curated record
CCUUGAUUGAAAACAUAAGAGAUAACAAGGAGAACCUGUAAAAGAGAGAGAAAGUUGCACUUGUAGGUCAAAAUUAGUCCGAGACAGUGUCUUCUUUCUUUUUUCUCUCUCUCUUUUUUUCUUGUAUAUAGACUAUGUCGCCUGAAUACGACGACACUAGCAGCUCUGCAAGACAAUUGCAGCGUAGAGCUUCCCUUGUAGCUGCUGUCAAUGAAGUGCUGCCUCCUCCUGUUCAUUUUGAAUCACUCCGUGUUUCUGAUGAUCAACUCAAGACAUACACAAAUAAACAUGUUAAAAAGUUUUAUCAGCAUCAAAAUGACAUGAUUUCUAAAUUUACUCAAGUAGAUCGAGUCAUUGAUUCUAUUAAGAGAGGCGAAAUACCUCUUUCUCAAUCAGCCUAUGGUAGUAUUCCUAGAGAUGAAGAGCAUGGUCUCCUUCAAGACGAAACAGGUGCUCCUAAGCCUAUGGAUGUCAGUGCUGCUCAACCUUUACUUAGUCGCUCAAGUUCACCUGAUCUCGAUACUAAAAAGUCCCCCAUGUGGAUAAUUCAUUUAGCCAUCAACCUAUCCUUCUUUGCCAAUGUAGCCUUAUUUCUUACCAAGAUUAUUCUUGCAUGGUAUUCUGGCUCGAUGGCCUUACUCGCCUCUGCCUUUGAAAGCUUUUUAGAUAUUGUCAGUAAUGCUAUCAUCUUCUUUACAGUCAGAAUCAUUCGACAGAAGGACUACUAUACGUAUCCUGUAGGCAAAUCACGUAUGGAACCCUUGGGUAUCAUUGUAUUUGCUGUUGUAAUCACCACAUCCUUUUCACAAGUCUUGAUUAGCUCCAUAGAGAAGUUGACUUCAGGUGAAGCUACCGAACAGAUUGAUUUGAGUAUGCAGGCCUUGAUUAUUUUGGGAGUCAAUGUGGCUGUCAAAGCAGUCCUUUGGGUUUGGUGUGCUUCCGUCAAGGGAAGUUCAAGUGUCGAAGCAUUGGCUUAUGACCAUGAAAAUGAUGUGGUGUUCACUAUCUCAAGUACUUUGUUCCCUGUUGUAGGCAACUAUAUGGAAUGGGGAUGGCUGGAUCCAUUAGGUGCCAUCUUGUUGUCUAUCUAUAUUAUUUAUGAAUGGAUGGGGGUCUUGCUUGAGAACAUUCGUCGAUUGACUGGACAAGCAGCUAGUGCGGACGACCUUAAACAAUUGACUUACAUGGCCUACCGUUUCUCUAAAAAGAUUCAAGCUGUAGAUACUGUCAGAGCUUAUUAUAUUGGAGAUCGUUUGUUGGUCGAAAUUGACAUUAUCUUGCCUCCCGACUGUCCCUUAAGAGAAGCUCAUGAUGUAGGGGAAGCAUUGCAAGACGCUUUAGAAUUACUAGAGAAUGUAGAAAGAGCCUUUGUUCAUCUUGACUAUAGUGCAGAACAUGACAUUGAACAUAGAAGAGUAGUCGAUGAUGUUGGCUUUAAUCCCUAA